Molecule: messenger RNA, 1247 nt
Organism: Fomitiporia mediterranea MF3/22
Lineage: Eukaryota; Fungi; Basidiomycota; Agaricomycetes; Hymenochaetales; Hymenochaetaceae
Exons: 2
Coding region: 1-1065 (354 amino acids)
Source: RefSeq, a predicted model, not a curated record
AUGGCAGACAUUCCAGCGCCAGACUUAUUGUCACAAACAGCAGAGAACAAGCAGUCUCCUUUGGCUCCCCCUCCUCAACACCCAGACACCUCAAAGAUGCCAGGUGAUUAUAACACAGAUUCCAAACAACCCGCACCUUCAACCGAAGGACCGUCAUCCAUCGUCGCUGCAGCAGGUCCUUCCUCCUCCCAAACUCAACCGAAACCUCAGACCGAAACCUCCGGAUUCUUCAAACGAGCACUCUCAAAGGACAACCGUCGUACAGCCCAUCGCUUCUUCUCCGCCUACGCCCAAACAUGGGUUGGCAUGUCCCCACUUUGGCUCAUGGGCGAAGCCAUCCUCCCCGGUCACAAAGUUGGCACUCAAUUCAACAAAGGAAGGAAGAACCUAUUCGGUGUCGCGGAGGAGGUCCGUCAGGUUGUUACGACGAGCGGGAAGGAUGUCGUCGUUAUUAUUGACGAGAAACUCUUCGGUCGUGGAGAAGGCGGAAAGCAAGUUACAGAGAGGACUGCAGAAGUCAUCAAAGCUGCAGGAGAGAACGCCUUACUAGUCGUAACAACCUCCCUCGACAAACUCUCCACCCAAUUCACUUCCACCAAAUCCAAAGCAUCCUCCCAAACCCAAAAAUUCGACCUCCGCGAACUCGCCAACGACCCCAAACUCAAACAAUCUCUUAGACAACACAGUCGAGACGCACUCGUCCUCCUCGACAACGCACUCAAACACCCCGUGGUAGUCACCGGCGUCUCCCGCUUCGCACGUUCCCGAGGAAUCCCGCACGCCGACGCUCUUCUACGUCUUGCAUCUCUCGGCCUCGGCAGGAUCCUUCGCGCCAUGCCAGAAGAGGUCCAACAAGAGGUAAGCGAGCACGUAGAAGCCAAGAUCGAAGAAAUCGACGCGGAGGAGCUCGAACGCACAAGUACGCAGGAAGAGCGCGUGGAGGCAGAGAAUAUCGGGAAAACAGCAGAGAAGGCAGCAGUUCCGAAGGUCGAAGGCAGCCCGCCUGGUGACAAGGACGAUCCCUACGCGACAAUGAAGAAAAAGAACGAAUGCAUCAUAAUGUAAAGGCAUACAUGCAUGAGGCGAAUCCACAAUCGUAAUAUGAUGACUCACGACUUGGACAGUGUUUAGUUCGUACUUUUGCAGGUACACAUGCAGAUGUAGUAUACACGCAUCCAUUUACAGAAUGUAGUAGUUCUUGAUGUUCCCGCACCCAGAUUCUGGCGCUAUCAAGCCUCAAUAUAACC